Messenger RNA from Onychostoma macrolepis, 1578 nucleotides. It is a transcript of the gene tatdn3l, whose product is annotated as putative deoxyribonuclease TATDN3. Gene Ontology annotation, molecular function: hydrolase activity, acting on ester bonds. The record is from RefSeq and is a predicted model, not a curated record. NCBI's taxonomy places the organism in Eukaryota, Metazoa, Chordata, Actinopteri, Cypriniformes, Cyprinidae. Bases 98 to 904 code for a protein of 268 amino acids. The transcript has 10 exons.
CGUGGUCAAAUUUACCGUCACAUCCGGUUCUGCUGUUUUGUUUAUAUAUCGGAUCCAUGUGGACUGUCGUUUCAGACGAGCUAAAAAAUAUAAACCCAUGCAAGGAUAUAUCGACUGUCACUGUCAUAUAUCUGCCGAGGAUUUUGACAGCGACAUUGAUGAUGUUAUUCAGGAGUCUAAAAAGGCCGGGCUUGUUGCCCUUCUUGCAGUAGCAGAGCAUGCUGGUGAAUUUGAGAAAAUUAUACAGCUCUCACAAAGGUUCCCAGGAUUUGUUAUGCCAUGUCUUGGAGUUCAUCCUGUCCAAGAUCCAGCACAACCCAGGGGUGCCUUACCUGAGGAUCUAGACGCGGCAUUACCACUGAUCGACAAAUACAAAGAGCACAUUGUGGCUAUUGGUGAGGUCGGUCUGGAUUUCACACCACGUGUAGUCAACAAUGAUGCUGGGAAAGAUGGUCAGAGACAGGUGCUCAUUCGACAGGCUGAGAUCGCAAAACAGUUGAAUCUGCCUCUGAAUGUACACUCAAGAUCUGCUGGAAGACCAACCAUCCAUCUUCUGAAGGAGUUGGGUGUAGAGAAUGCACUUCUUCAUGCAUUUGACGGAAAACCUUCAGUUGCGAUGGAGGGUGUAAAAGCUGGUUAUUUUUUCUCAAUACCUCCAUCCAUUGUCAGAAGUGAUCAGAAGCAGAAGCUGGUGAAGCAGGUUCCUCUGGAGAGCAUGUGUUUAGAGACGGAUUCUCCUGCACUCGGGCCUGAAAAACAGGUGAGGAAUGUACCAAGGAAUAUCAGCAUCAGUGCAGAAUAUAUUGCCAAAAUCAAAGGUGUUCCCUUGGAGAAGGUCGUGGAAGUCACUACCCAGAAUGCCCUGCGUCUCUUCCCCAAAUUAAAAACAUUUAUCAAAGCUUGACAUUAAAAGGUCUUCUGCAAAGCUGCUGUUUUUAACAAACGUGUUUUGUUGUGCAACAAACUGUGAUCAAGAAUUUUUUUAAUAGAGCAUGCUGGGUUUGUUCCUUUCAAUUUUGAGCACAGUGCUUGAUAAAUAAUAUACUGACAAAUGUCACCGCUUGUCUAAAAAUAGAUAAAACAUUGCUUUUUGAACACAUCUUUAUCAUGUCAUUGUGUCAUGCACAGAAUGUGUGCCGAAAAAAUAUAUGUGACCUUGGACCACAAAACCAGCAAGUGUCAAUUUUUCAAAAUUGAGAUUUCUACAUCAUCUGAAAGCUGAAUAAAUAAUCUUUCCAUUGAUGUAUGGUUUGUUAGGAUCAGACAAUAUUUGGCUGAGAUACAACUAUUUGAAAAUCUGGAAUCUGAGGGUGCAAAAAAAUCAAAAUACUGAGAAAAUCACCUUUAAAGUUGUCCAAAUGAAGUUCUUAGCUAUGCAUAUUACUGAUCAAAAAUUAAGUUUUGAUAUAUUUACAGUAGGACAUUCACUAAAUAUCUUCAUGGAACAUGAUCUUUACUUAAUAUCCUAAUGAUUUUUGGCAUAAAAGAAAAAAUGAUAAUUUUGACUUAUACAAUGUAUUUUUGGCUAUUUCUAAAAAUAUAUCCCAGCGACUUAAGACUGGUUUUGUGGUCCAGGGU